This is a messenger RNA of Iphiclides podalirius (scarce swallowtail), 309 nucleotides long. The record is from the annotation of a GenBank genome assembly. NCBI's taxonomy places the organism in Eukaryota, Metazoa, Arthropoda, Insecta, Lepidoptera, Papilionidae.
AUGUUUAUCGUCGACGUUUUUUUUUGCUUCAACAACGUGCCGCGUAUCCGCGUGAACGUCGGGAACGGGUACAGUGGUCGGUUCAAUUUAUCAAACCGCAGCCGUUCUCGUGGCCACGAGACGCCGAGCGAUCGGUCCCCGGGCCCCUCGCAGAUUCCCAUCAGCGACGAGAGACGCGCCAAAUUGCCUCCGUCCAGACCGUUUUCGGCGGGCGGCGGGGCAGGGGUGAGAGUAAAGGCGACGUCGCCGGAGCCGCGUCGCGCCCGCUACGUGAGCGGCAUCAGAGGAGCGCCCCUCUACGGACGAGAA